Messenger RNA from Peromyscus eremicus (cactus mouse), 1172 nucleotides. It is a transcript of the gene Gpr33, whose product is annotated as G protein-coupled receptor 33. The transcript has a single exon. The record is from RefSeq and is a predicted model, not a curated record. Gene Ontology annotation, cellular component: plasma membrane. Lineage: Eukaryota; Metazoa; Chordata; Mammalia; Rodentia; Cricetidae. Gene Ontology annotation, biological process: inflammatory response; positive regulation of cytosolic calcium ion concentration; phospholipase C-activating G protein-coupled receptor signaling pathway. Gene Ontology annotation, molecular function: complement receptor activity; G protein-coupled receptor activity. The coding region runs from base 1 to 1020 and encodes 339 amino acids.
AUGGAUCAGAUCAACUCCUCUGGCUCUGUGAUGAAUGCCUCUACUUUAGUAAGAAACAGCACCGGUGUUCCAACUCCCGCCCCCAAAAUAAUCAUUGCUGUUUCUUUGUUCCUGUCAUUUAUAAUCGGUACCACCAGCAACGGCCUCUACCUAUGGAUGCUGAAAUUCAAGAUGCAAAGGACUGUCAAUACUGUCUUAUUUUUCCACCUCAUUCUCUCCUAUUUUAUUUCAACAUUGGUUCUGCCAUUUAUGGCCAUCUCCUACCUUCAGGACAAUCACUGGGCCUUUGGAACCGUCUUGUGCAAAGUCCUCAACAGCACUUUGUCUGUGAGCAUGUUUGCCUCUGUUUUCUUCCUCUCUGCCAUCAGUGUGGAUCGGUACCUCCUCACCCUUCACCCAGUGUGGGCCCAGCAGCACCGAACCCCACGCUGGGCUUCCCGAAUAGUCUUGGGAAUCUGGAUUUCUGCCACUAUCCUCAGCAUGCCCUAUUUGGUUUUCAGGGAGACACAUGACGACCAUAAAGGCAGAAUGCUGUGUGAAAAUAACUACCUUGUGUCUACGAACUGGGAGAACCAAGAGCAGCAAGCAUUACGGCAAGGCAUUCACACAGCCUGUUUCAUUGGCCGCUUCCUGCUGGGCUUCCUCCUGCCCUUCCUGGUCAUCAUCUUUUGCUACAAAAGAGUGGCCACCAAGAUGAAAGAGAAGGGACUCUUUAAAUCCAGCAAGCCCUUCAAGGUCAUGACGACCGCUGUCAUCUCUUUCUUUGUGUGUUGGAUGCCUUACCAUGUAUACAGCGGCUUGGUCCUCACCAUGAACCAGUCCCUACUUUUACCGUUGACUCUGGUACUUACGAUGGUGACCAUCUUUUUCAAUUCUGUGUUUUCUCCCAUCCUCUAUCUAUUCACAGGGGAGAAUUUCAAGGUUUUCAAGAAAUCUACUCUUGCUCUGUUUAAGUCAAUAUUCAGUGAUGAUUCUUCUACAGAAAGGGCACAAAACCUAAACUCAGGAACAGAAAUUUAAAUUCUGGAUCCUUUGGGAUGGAGAGAUGGCAGUGGUUAAGAAUCAUGGUUGCUCUUCUAUUAGAAUUCAGUUCCCAACACUCACAUCUGCCUAUAAUCCCCAGUUCCUGGGGAUCUAUCAUCCUCUUCUGGCCUUCAUGGGCACCCACAUGA